UGGGGCGGACGCGGGCUGCGGGCUGAGCGCGAUUCUCGGACGCCCCUGCGCUCUGCGGUCCGCGCCGGCGCUCGGCCGCUACGCAAACUGCGGGCCAGGGUGGCCCCCCGCCCGGAGCGAGGGCGGUUGCCGCUUCUGCCCCGCAUGGAGCCCGUGCGGCUGCCGGACGAGGACGCCUUUCGGGCUUUCCAGGAGGAGUGCGUGGCCGAUCUGGGCUGGCAUUGCCGCUACAACCGGGAAGGCAUCGCCGUUUGGGGGCAGCCGCCGCCGCAGGGGGACUUCACGGUGCACCGCGUGAAGGGCCGCAUCCACAUGCCAGAUGUGCUGGCCCAGACGGCAUAUGACGUGCUGCACGACACGGAGUACCGCAAGAAGUGGGACAUGAACGUCAUUGGGACCCACGAGAUCGCCCGCCUCUCGGACAACGCUGACGUGGGCUACUACUCAUGGAAGUGCCCCAAACCGUUGAAGAACAGGGACGUAGUGGCACUGAGGUCCUGGCGAGUCCUGGAUGACUCUUACAUCAUCCUCAACUUCUCUGUGAAGCAUCCAGAAUAUCCUCCAAGCAAGGACCUGGUGAGGGCCGUCUCGAUCCUGACUGGGUACUUGGUCAAGCCAACUGGACCCAGCAGCUGCAUUCUGACCUACCUGGCACAGGUUGACCUUAAAGGUAAGGAUGCCUCCUACAGAUAUGCUAGAGUGGCCAGGUGUCAGUCCUUACAGAGGACAGUUUCAUUCCUCAGAACUAUUCCGUGCAGCUGUAUAAAAGGUGACGGUCCAUCAGAAAGAGAUCUUGAAGUUGGCCUAGGCAGAUUGUCCUACACCAGUGGUGGGCACUCGAUAUGUACAAGGUUCACCAUAACUGGGCUGGGAUUAGAAGAACAAAGUGUCCUGGCAUGA
Molecule: messenger RNA, 900 nt
Organism: Varanus komodoensis (Komodo dragon)
Lineage: Eukaryota; Metazoa; Chordata; Lepidosauria; Squamata; Varanidae
Product: START domain-containing protein 10-like
Exons: 4
Coding region: 145-900 (251 amino acids)
Molecular function (GO): lipid binding
Source: RefSeq, a predicted model, not a curated record